Haemonchus placei is the source of this 306-nucleotide messenger RNA. NCBI's taxonomy places the organism in Eukaryota, Metazoa, Nematoda, Chromadorea, Rhabditida, Trichostrongylidae. The record is from the annotation of a GenBank genome assembly.
GUUGGGGAUCAAUUCCGGGUGGUCGAGAUAAUUCUCGAUGACCUCCCUAUACUCCUGGAAUUGAUAGCAGGUCUGGAGGUCCUCAUGUUAGAGCUGUUUCUCAUAGUCGUCGCCGAGGGUCUCGUAGGUAGCUCAGCGGUGAAGCGAGAAAGUACAGGCGGAAGCGGUCAGGGUAACCGCCCCGGGGCAUCCUUCAAAUACUGCCCAAGCGUGAAUGACUUGAUCGGCACGGAUAGUUCGCGACAAGAUAAUGCCGUAGUCGUGUUCAGGGGGGGGGGGGCGUUCACCGUGGACAACGCGAAGUGA